Molecule: messenger RNA, 536 nt
Organism: Vombatus ursinus (common wombat)
Lineage: Eukaryota; Metazoa; Chordata; Mammalia; Diprotodontia; Vombatidae
Gene: RPL22
Product: ribosomal protein L22
Exons: 4
Coding region: 94-480 (128 amino acids)
Biological process (GO): cytoplasmic translation
Cellular component (GO): ribosome
Molecular function (GO): structural constituent of ribosome; RNA binding
Source: RefSeq, a predicted model, not a curated record
UGACCGUGCCUGGAGCCUGCGUGCCGGGCGUGCUCGCCGAGGGUUUUGCGCCUGCGCGGUGGUCGGCGGUCCCUUUCUGGCUCCUCGAUCGCCAUGGCGCCCGUGAAGAAAUCUGUGAUGAAGGGCGGCAAAAAAAAGAAGCAAGUCCUUAAGUUUACCCUGGAUUGUACCCAUCCUGUGGAAGAUGGGAUUAUGGAUGCAGCUAAUUUCGAGCAGUUUUUGCAAGAACGAAUCAAAGUGAACGGAAAGGCUGGCAACCUCGGUGGCGGAGUUGUAACCAUUGAGAGAAGCAAGAGUAAGAUAACUGUGACGUCAGAGGUGCCAUUUUCUAAAAGAUAUUUGAAGUACCUGACAAAGAAAUACUUAAAGAAGAACAACCUUCGGGAUUGGCUGCGGGUGGUGGCCAACAGCAAGGAGAGUUAUGAAUUACGGUACUUCCAGAUCAACCAGGACGAAGAGGAGGAAGAGGAGGAGGAUUAAACCCUCUUGGGUCUGGAAACGUUUUGUAUAUGAUCUUUAAUAAAACUUGAACCAAA